CUUAUCAACCGAUGAAACCAAACUAAACUGAUUCAAUUUUCGAGUCACAAAAGUUUAACCUAAACCAAAACAAAUCUAUAAAAUUAACCCAAGACCAACCAAAACCGAUGAAAAUUCAAACCUUAAAUCUAAGACCAUCAUUAUCGCGGGAUAUAGAAGGGGUUUCUUACCCUCAAAAAACAUUAAAAUAAUAAAAUAAGUUUAAAUUUGAGAAAGAUCGUUUCUUAUUUGGGGUCUUGAAGAAACGAUUCUUAUUAAACACCUGUGGCCUUCUAAUUGGUCAAGAAAAGUUUUACCCGAAAAAAAAUUUUAGCCGAGAAAAUUUUGUGGUUUCUCGACCAUUUUUGCUUCUCAAAACCUCGACCUCUUCUUCUCCAAUUCUCCACCAGUUAAUCUCAGAUUUCGAUCUUUGCUCCGAACAAAUCAUCACCGCCGAUAACUAGUUCGUUAUCUCCGACGCCUCUAGUAACCUCAGCUGGUAGUAACCUCCACCGCUCGUGACUCCACGGAAUCUUCCUCCUCUACUGAUUCCACCGCCUCUUUCCCUCUCCUCCACCCUCCGCGUUCGAUUGCUGUGACUCUUCCUGUCUCGGUUAACGGCGAAGGAGAUUUCUUCUUCAAACCUCCGAAGAAGAAUCCUAAUCACAAAUCAUCCGGUGGUGGUCUCUCACUCUCUAGAUUCUCCUCCGAAAUUCCAACAACGACGAAUCAUUCUCCUCCUCCUCCUCCUCUUACAAAUUCGCCGCGGCCCUCUGAUGGCGAUGAUACCUCAUCGUCUCUGAUGGGUUCUCUCCUUGCAGGUUCGGCGUUCUGUAUCUAGUUGCAUAGGCAAGUUUUGUGAAUUGGGAUUCACUUUUGGCAUAUGCUUGAUUGGCAAGUUUUGUGGUGUAUGAUUUUGCUUGGCAUUGAAAUUUGAUUUUCUCCAUAGUUUCAACAUGGUGGACUUACCGAGCAAGCUAGAAAAAAACUGGAUCAUACUCGGGAUUUCAGUAACCAAAUCUGAAAGCUUGUAUGUCAAUUAACAGCAUUGCUUUGGCUGAAAUGGAAGUUCAAUGUACAGGCUAAAUGAAUCUGAUGUUUUGGGAGGAACUUAGCAUUGGCAAAAUCAAGUUCAAGGCAUUUGAUUUGGGAGGCCAUCAGAUUGCAAGAAGAGUUUGGAAAGAUUACUAUGCCAAGAAAAAGAGAGCUCACGCUGAGCAAAAGUGGCAAGUAAAGGCGGACAUGGAUGCUCCAUCUGAAUCCAGUGAUCGUUCUGCCUCCAUUGUUGUAGAGGCAGUAAACGGCCAAUUUCCUGGGCUGAGUCUUGAGGAAAGCAACACCAAUGUUCCAGUCCACAACCACAGUGUGCAAAAUCUAGUAUGGAAGCCUAAGUCAUAUGGAACCAUUAGUGGAUCAUCUUCGGCUUCAGUCUCAUCUGGAGAUGCAACACCUCAAAAAGUUGGUCUCAAUCAGAGCAAAUUGUUCGGAGGUAAUUUCUUGGAAAAUUUCACUGUGGACAAGUCGACUUAUUGUCAUGCCCAGAUCAGAGCCACUUUCUAUCCAAAGUUUGAGAAUGAAAAGACUGACCAAGAGAUAAGAACACGAAUGAUUGAGAUGGUAUCUAAAGGGUUGGCAACGUUGGAGGUAUCUCUUAAGCAUUCAGGCUCUCUCUUUAUGUACGCCGGUCACACGGGAGGAGCAUAUGCAAAGAACAGUUUUGGUAAUAUUUAUACUGCGGUUGGUGUUUUUGUUCUUUCACGGAUGUUCAGGGAAGCUUGGGGAACUAAUGCUUUAAAGAAACAGGCAGAAUUCAAUGAUUUUCUUGAGAAAAGUCGCAUGUGCAUAUCUAUGGAACUGGUUACAGCUGUUCUCGGAGAUCAUGGUCAACGCCCACUGGAUGAUUAUGUGGUAGUGACGGCUGUUACCGAGUUAGGUAAUGGUAAGCCCAAGUUCUAUUCAACUUCAGAAAUAAUUGCAUUUUGCCGGAAAUGGCGUCUACCAACAAAUCAUGUUUGGCUGUUUUCCACAAGGAAAUCAGUGACCUCUUUUUUCGCCGCAUUUGAUGCACUCUGCGAAGAAGGGAUAGCAACCUCAGUCUGUAGGGCUCUUGAUGAAGUAGCUGAUAUAUCGGUCCCAGGUUCUAAGGACCAUGUGAAGGUGCAGGGUGAGAUAUUAGAGGGUCUUGUGGCGCGUAUCGUGAGCAGUGGGAGCGCCAAAGAUAUGGAAAAUGUCUUGAGAGAUCAUCCUCCACCACCCUGUGAUGGAGCUAAUCUUGAUUUGGGACUCAGUCUAAGAGAGAUAUGUGCUGCCCAUAGGUCUAACGAGAAACAGCAAAUGAGAGCACUUUUAAAGAGUGCUGGCCCAAGCUUUUGCCCCAGUGACUUGGAUUGGUUUGGAGAUGAAUUUGUAGAUUCUCAUUCGAAAAAUGCUGACAAAUCUGUUGUAACAAAAUUCCUGCAAUCUCAGCCUGCAGAUUAUUCGACGAGUAAAUUACAGGAAAUGGUACGCUUGAUGAAGGAAAAACGUCUUCCAGCCGCAUUCAAGUGUUACCAUAAUUUUCAUAGAGCUAAUGACCUAUCACCUGACAACCUAUUUUAUAAAUUGGUUGUUCAUGUGCACAGUGAUUCAGGAUUUAGGCGGUACCAGAAAGAGAUGAGGUACAUGCCUAGUUUGUGGCCUUUAUAUAGAGGUUUCUUUGUUGAUAUUAAUUUAUUCAAGGCAAACAAAGGGAGUGAACCGAUGGCUGUGAAAAGCAUUGACAGUGAGGGAAAAGAUGACAGUGAAAAUUGUGGUCAACUAAGAAAAGAUGGUUUGGCUGAUGAUGAUGCUAACUUAAUGAUCAAAUUGAAGUUUCUCACAUACAAGUUGAGAACCUUUCUGAUCCGCAAUGGCCUAUCAAUUCUAUUCAAAGAGGGGCCAGCAUCUUAUAAAGCCUUCUACCUUAGGCAAAUGAAAAUAUGGGGGACUUCAAAUGGAAAGCAGAAAGAACUUUGCAAGAUGCUUGAUGAAUGGGCUGCUUAUAUAAGAAGAAAGUGUGGGAAUAAGCAGCUAUCUUCAUCAAUAUAUCUAAGUGAAGCUGAGCCAUUCCUGGAGCAGUACGCGAAACGGAGCCCAAAAAAUCAGGUUUUGAUUGGGUCUGCUGGGAAUCUAGUGAGAGCUGAGGACUUCUUGGCCAUUGUUGACGAUGAUCUAGAUGAAGAAGGCGAUCUUGUGAAGAAAGAGGGAGUGUCACCAGCUACUCCUGGGCCAGCUGUGAAGGAAGGUGUCCAGAAGGCUGAGGGGUUAAUUGUGUUCUUCCCAGGAAUUCCUGGAUGUGCUAAAUCUGCACUUUGUAAGGAGUUAUUGAACGCCCCUGGAGGCUUUGGAGAUGAUCGGCCAGUGCAUACUCUGAUGGGUGACCUUGUCAAAGGUAAAUAUUGGCCAAAGGUUGCUGAUGAACGUCGUAUAAAGCCACAAUCUAUAAUGUUGGCUGACAAAAAUGCCCCGAAUGAAGACGUCUGGAGACAGAUUGAAGACAUGUGUCGGAGAACUAGGACUUCUGCAGUUCCAGUCGUUCCUGAUUCUGAAGGAACCGAUUCAAAUCCAUAUUCACUUGAUGCAUUAGCUGUUUUCAUGUUCCGUGUACUGCAACGAGUAAACCAUCCGGGGAAUCUUGACAAGGCAUCUUCGAAUGCAGGCUAUGUGCUAUUGAUGUUUUACCACCUUUAUGAGGGAAAGAACCGCAAAGAAUUUGAGAGUGAAUUGAUUGAGCGCUUUGGCUCCCUCGUCAAGAUGCCACUGUUGAGAUCAGACAGGAGUCCUUUACCUGAUCCUGUUAAAUCGAUUCUUGAGGAAGGCAUAGACUUGUUCCAGCUCCACAGUAGAAGACAUGGGAGACUUGAGUCGACAAAAGGAACAUAUGCAGCGGAAUGGACCAAAUGGGAGAAACAGCUGAGAGAUACUUUAGUUGCAAAUUCUGAGUAUCUCAAUUCUGUUCAGGUUCCGUUUGAGUCUGCGGUUCUGCAAGUGCGAGAAGAGCUAAAGAGAAUCGCUAAGGGUGAAUACAAACCACCAAGUUCAGAGAAAACAAAAUAUGGGUCUAUUGUUUUCGCUGCCAUCAACUUGCCUGUAACUCAAGUCCACAGUCUUGUUGAAAAGUUGGCGGCAGCAAACCCAACUGUGAGAUCUUUUCUAGAGGGAAAGAAGAAGAGCAUAGAGGAAAAACUUGAACGGGCUCACGUGACGCUUGCCCACAAGAGAAGCCACGGCGUAGCAGCUGUAGCCAACUACGGUCAGCACUUGAACAGAGAGGUACCGGUAGAAGUCACAGAGCUCAUAUUCAACGAAAAGAUGGCUGCCUUAACAGCCCAUGUAGGAUCUGUGGACGGAGAGACCAUAGUCUCCAAGAACGAAUGGCCACAUGUUACGUUGUGGACUGCGGAAGGCGUUACAGCCAAAGAGGCCAACACUUUGCCUCAGCUUUACGCAGACGGAAAGGCGAGCCGCGUGGUGAUAGAUCCUCCGGUCUCAAUCUCAGGUCCUCUGGAGUUUUUCUGAGUACUUGAUACGUAUGAAGUUGCUCUCUCUUCAGGUUGCUCGUGAAAUGGGACAUUUCAUGGUAUUUUAAUAAAUUGUUUCCAUUGUCAUGAGAUUUUGAGGUUCAUGUAUGUUAUUUGUUUAUUGUUUUAUUUGGUGUGGA
This is a messenger RNA of Eutrema salsugineum, 4657 nucleotides long. RefSeq names its product tRNA ligase 1. Gene Ontology annotation, biological process: tRNA splicing, via endonucleolytic cleavage and ligation. NCBI's taxonomy places the organism in Eukaryota, Viridiplantae, Streptophyta, Magnoliopsida, Brassicales, Brassicaceae. The coding region runs from base 1066 to 4515 and encodes 1149 amino acids. The record is from RefSeq and is a predicted model, not a curated record. Gene Ontology annotation, molecular function: RNA ligase (ATP) activity; ATP binding; GTPase activity. The transcript is spliced from 28 exons.